Colletotrichum costaricense is the source of this 231-nucleotide messenger RNA. RefSeq lists its product as uncharacterized. The transcript has a single exon. Lineage: Eukaryota; Fungi; Ascomycota; Sordariomycetes; Glomerellales; Glomerellaceae. Bases 1 to 231 code for a protein of 76 amino acids. The record is from RefSeq and is a predicted model, not a curated record.
AUGUCACUAGGCGGUGAGCGAGCCGUCACCGACUGCGCCGACGAGGGAUGCCGGCAGAGUCGACGUCACAUGUCGAACGCCCUGCAUGCGCCAGCUGCCCAUUCGCUCGCCAGGCGUUUGCCAGCCCGCGAACGCGCUUCGGCAGCGAACGUGAAGGAGGUGAUGGACCCGGAAUCGGAGCUUGUUCCCUACACGCCCCGAGGUCUUUUGGUGGCCCUGCACGUCCAGUGA